GCAGUGCCCAUACACGAACGACGACGAGACGAGACCAGACCAGGACACCAGAAAGAAAUAUACUGCAUCGUGCACGAUACGUACGUAGGACUCCAGGUCUCAUCCCUUCCCUUUAAAUCCGUUCAAACUAGCGUGGGCGUCGCCGUGCCAGGCGACCAUAUAUAGCCCUUGUCGCCAGCGUCAUCUAUAGGAGAUUCCCCUCCGUUCCAUCGAUCGUGGUAUCGCCGCGUACGUGGCUCGCGACCAUGAUGACCAUCAGCUGCAGGCUCGUGGCGGUGGCUGUGGCGUUGGCGCUGGCGGCGGCGAUCCUGUCGUCAUCACCACUGCACGCCGACGUGCGGGCUGUGGUGGAGAUAAGCGACGUGGAGCUGAUCCCCGUGGACGGCGGCGCCGCGGGGCCGGAGAGCGUGGCCUUCGGCGUGGGCGGUGAGGGCCCGUACGCGGGCGUGUCGGACGGGAGGGUUAUCCGGUGGCUCCCGGAGGAGGGCCGCUGGGUCGAGCACUCCUCCGCCGCCGCGCCAGAGCUAUUGGAUAGUUGCAGAGGAUCCCAGGACGUGAUGAAGGAGCACGAGUGUGGGCGCCCGCUGGGCCUCAAGUUCAACAAUAAGACUGGCGACUUGUACGUCGCAGAUUCCUAUUUUGGGCUGAGAGUUGUCAGCCCCGGGGAUAAGGUUUCAAGGCUGGUUGGGCCUGAACAGCCUGGGAACCCCUUCAGCUUCGCCAACGGCGUCGAGAUCGACCAAGAAACUGGAGUGGUCUACUUCACCGAGACCAGCACAAGGUUCCAGAGAAGGCAGUUCUUGAACAUUGUCAUAUCCGGUGACGACACUGGCAGAUUGCUCAAAUAUGACCCUAACAGCAACGAGGUUCAAGUCUUGGUCGACGGCCUGGCAUUCCCCAACGGCCUUCUCAUGAGUGAAGACGGAUCACACCUUCUCCUCGCUGAGACCACAACUUGCAAGAUCCAUCGAUACUGGCUUAAGACACCCAAGGCCUCAACCCUCGAGGAACUCGUGCAGCUAGCGGGCUUCCCAGACAACAUCAAGGCGAGCCCCAGAGGCGGCUUCUGGGUAGGCCUCCAUGGCAAGCGAGGUAAGAUAGCCGAGUGGUCCACCUCUUUCCCGUGGUUGAGGAGGUUGGUCAUGAAGCUGCCACCCCAACGUGUGCAGCGUGUCAUGGCGUUUCUGAGCCGUUUUGGAAGUCAGGUGAUUGCGUUGAGGGUCAGCGAGGAGGGGAAGGUGUUGGAAGAGUUAAUCGUGCACGACAUCGCGAGGAAGAUGUUUGGAUCCAUCAGUGAAUUGGAGGAAAGGGAUGGGUGCUUGUGGAUUGGCUCGGUUCAUUUGCCUUUUCUUGGGCAUUACUGUCUAUAGAUAGAUUGGGUGAUAUGAUAUACAAGGUGCAAAGAGACUAUGUUGUGUUGUCUUGUUUAGGCAUCUCGAGGAGAUUAGAUAUUACUAAUAUAUUGGGAUACAUUAUUGUGUAGAAAAGGUAUUGGCUAUACUUUAGGGGUUUUUUUCUUCUUGA
This is a messenger RNA of Hordeum vulgare subsp. vulgare (domesticated barley), 1524 nucleotides long. RefSeq names its product protein STRICTOSIDINE SYNTHASE-LIKE 10-like. The transcript has 3 exons. Lineage: Eukaryota; Viridiplantae; Streptophyta; Magnoliopsida; Poales; Poaceae. The record is from RefSeq and is a predicted model, not a curated record. Bases 246 to 1370 code for a protein of 374 amino acids. Gene Ontology annotation, molecular function: strictosidine synthase activity. Gene Ontology annotation, biological process: biosynthetic process.